This is a messenger RNA of Cornus florida, 1712 nucleotides long. RefSeq names its product CBL-interacting serine/threonine-protein kinase 11-like. Gene Ontology annotation, biological process: signal transduction; protein phosphorylation. The coding region runs from base 195 to 1475 and encodes 426 amino acids. Lineage: Eukaryota; Viridiplantae; Streptophyta; Magnoliopsida; Cornales; Cornaceae. The transcript has a single exon. Gene Ontology annotation, molecular function: ATP binding; protein kinase activity. The record is from RefSeq and is a predicted model, not a curated record.
GCCACACAAACUCCCCAAACAUCCAAUAAAAUCGCAAUUCAACUUGUUUUUCUCUUCUUCAAAAUCUCAUCAAAAAAAUCUUCCAGUCAACCAAAUCCCUAUUUUCGGGCGCCUCCGUUCGCUCGGAAAACAAAUUAUCCUCCUUUACCAUAUCUUCUGAUCGACGAAAAGUCCGUUCGAUCUCUGGAUCAUCCAUGCCAGAGAUCGAACAUGUUGUACCCACCACAAUGGCGUCGUCGGAAAACGCCUUGUUCGGCAAAUAUGAGCUCGGCAAGCUCCUCGGCUGCGGCGCAUUCGCCAAGGUCUACCACGCCAGAGACACCAGGACCGGCCAGAGCGUCGCCGUCAAAAUCAUCAACAAGAAGAAGAUCGUCGGAACCAGCUUGAUGUCCAACGUCAAGCGCGAGAUCUCUAUCAUGCGCCGGUUGCACCACCCCAACAUCGUCAAGCUCUACGAAGUCCUCGCCACCAAGACCAAAAUAUACUUCGUCAUGGAGUUUGUCAAAGGAGGUGAGCUCUUCGCGAAGGUUGCAAAGGCACGGCUUAGCGAAGAUCUCAGCCGCAAAUUCUUCCAGCAGCUGAUCUCCGCCGUCGGGUACUGCCACUUGCGUGGGGUCUACCACCGAGAUCUGAAGCCGGAGAACCUCCUCGUCGACGACAAAGGCGAUUUGAAGGUUACGGAUUUCGGACUCAGUGCUGUCACAAAUCAGAUCCGACCCGACGGACUGUUACACACUCUGUGCGGUACGCCGGCGUAUGUGGCGCCGGAGAUUCUGACGAAGAAAGGUUACGAUGGUGCGAAGGUGGAUGUGUGGUCAUGCGGAAUCAUCCUCUACGUGUUGAACGCCGGUUAUCUUCCGUUCAAUGAUCCGAAUCUCAUGACGAUGUAUAAGAAGAUCUACAAAGGCGAGUUUCGUUGCCCUAAAUGGAUGUCGAAUGAUCUGAAACGGUUCUUGUCUCGGCUUCUGGACACGAAUCCCGAGACGAGGAUCACCGUUGAUCAGAUCACCCAUGAUCCCUGGUUCAAGAAAGACUACAAAGAGGUGAAGUUUCACGAUGAAUAUAUCGACGAUUUCAAAGACGACUUAAAAGGUAAUUCACUCAACGCGUUCGAUAUAAUCUCGUUCUCGUCUGGUUUGAAUCUCUCCGGUUUGUUCGAUGAGUCGAGUAGCUCAGUGAACAACGGCGAGAGAUUGGUAUCAGCCGGUUCACCGGAGAAGAUAAUCGAGAAAGUUGAAGAACUAGCCAAGCGCGAGAACUUUAGGAUAGGGAGAAAGAAGGAAUUUGGCUUGGACCUUGAAGGGCAGGAUAGUAAUUUUACUAUUCGGCUAGACGUUUUUGCCUUGACCGAUGACUUGGUGGUUGUGGAGGUUAGACAAAGAGCUGGCAAUGCAGACUUGUACCAUGAGCUGUGGGAUAAGAAAAUUAGGCCGGAGCUAAUUGGACAACAGGAAGCCCAGGUCGGAGGCAGCUAAAGCUGCGCCGCCGGCGGUGGUGGUGUUGUAUUAUAAUUUAUGGUAUUGAUGAAGGUUGUGUUUGUAGGUUAAAUAAAAUGAUAUAUAUCUACGGUAAGAAAACCAAAAAAAGUUAAAUUAAAUUAACAUGAAGUAGCCGGGUGUUUUCGUUGUUUACCCGGAUGAUUAUUAAUUGUACCAUGUGGCUGUACAUACAACAGGCCCUUGUUCUUUGGUAUAUGAGUUUGUUGUGCUCUC